CCACUACUCCCCCAUCCACCUCCUCUCCAUUCAAUUGAAGGAGUAGCUGUGACACUCAUCUCCUCUCUUUUCCUUGACACCAAAAUCGUGGGACCAGCCAUGUACAGAAUCGCUCUCAAGCAGUCGUCCCGGGCGGUCGGCGCCGUCGCAAUCUCGAGCAGAGUGGCACGAAAUGCUGCUCCAGCUAUCGUCAACACAGCAUCGAGACAAGUCCGAAGCUAUGCAGCUGAUGCCAAACCUUCGCCUACCGAAGUCUCGUCCAUUCUGGAACAACGAAUUCGUGGUGUACAAGAGGAGGCUGGCCUUGCAGAGACCGGCCGAGUGCUUUCCGUUGGUGACGGAAUUGCCCGUGUGCACGGAAUGAGCAAUGUGCAAGCUGAGGAGCUUGUUGAGUUCGCAUCUGGCGUCAAGGGCAUGUGCAUGAACUUGGAAGCUGGUCAGGUCGGUGUUGUGCUCUUCGGUUCUGAUCGUUUGGUCAAGGAAGGAGAGACUGUCAAGCGUACCGGAGAAAUUGUUGAUGUUCCGGUCGGAAUUGAGAUGCUUGGCCGUGUCGUUGAUGCUCUCGGAAACCCCAUCGACGGCAAGGGACCAAUUAAGACCACUGAGAAGCGUCGUGCUCAAUUGAAAGCCCCUGGUAUCCUUCCUCGACGAUCCGUCAACCAGCCCGUCCAGACUGGUCUCAAGUCUGUCGAUGCCAUGGUGCCAAUUGGACGUGGUCAACGUGAAUUGAUUAUCGGUGAUCGUCAAACUGGAAAGACCGCUGUUGCUCUCGACGCCAUGCUUAACCAAAAGCGAUGGAAUGACGGAAACGACGAGACCAAGAAGCUCUACUGCGUGUACGUCGCUGUCGGACAAAAGCGAUCGACUGUUGCCCAGCUCGUCAAGACUCUUGAGGAGAACGAUGCCAUGAAGUACUCAAUUGUCGUUGCUGCUACUGCUUCGGAAGCCGCUCCUCUCCAAUAUAUUGCUCCUUUCACCGGAUGCUCUAUGGGUGAGUGGUUCAGAGAUAACGGCAAGCACGCAGUAAUAAUCUUUGAUGAUCUUUCAAAGCAAGCUGUUGCGUACCGUCAAAUGUCCCUCCUUCUCCGUCGUCCUCCCGGACGUGAAGCUUACCCCGGUGACGUUUUCUACCUCCACUCUCGUCUCCUCGAGCGUGCUGCCAAGAUGAACGACAAGCACGGUGGUGGAUCCUUGACUGCUCUCCCCAUCAUUGAGACCCAAGGUGGUGAUGUGUCAGCUUAUAUCCCAACCAACGUUAUUUCCAUCACCGACGGACAAAUCUUCUUGGAAGCCGAACUUUUCUACAAGGGUGUUCGACCAGCCAUUAACGUCGGUCUCUCUGUGUCUCGUGUCGGUUCCGCUGCCCAACUUAAGGCAAUGAAGCAAGUCGCUGGUUCCCUGAAGCUCUUCUUGGCUCAAUACCGUGAGGUCGCCGCUUUCGCUCAAUUCGGUUCCGAUUUGGAUGCUGCUACCAAGCAAACUCUUAACCGUGGUGAACGUUUGACCGAACUCCUCAAGCAAAAGCAAUACUCACCGAUGGCCGUCAACGAAAUGGUUCCCCUUAUCUACGCUGGUGUCAAUGGUCACCUCGAUUCCGUCCCUGUCAACAAGAUCCUGCAAUGGGAGGCCGACUUUAUCUCACACUUGAAGACCAACGAGUCGGAUCUGUUGGCUACAAUUGACAAGGAGGGUGCAUUGAGCAAGGACCUUGAGGCUAAACUGAAGGAUGUGGUUACCACCUUCACGAAGAGCUUCAACUAAAAGAACAAAUAUGCUAAUGGCGAAUGCUGCUCCAUCUAUCUCUUUCUCUUUUGUUCUGGCAUGUGGUUGGCGGAUGUGUAUUGACCGUGGUGGAGGAUGGCCGAAGAAAGGAGAGAAGGUUGAAGAUAGAGGCUGUAAAAUAGAUGAUCGUCAAGUUUUCUUUGAAUGUGUGAUCUUUAUGAUUUCCA
Mollisia scopiformis is the source of this 1949-nucleotide messenger RNA. Its product is annotated as ATP synthase subunit alpha. Gene Ontology annotation, biological process: proton motive force-driven ATP synthesis; proton transmembrane transport. Gene Ontology annotation, molecular function: ADP binding; proton-transporting ATP synthase activity, rotational mechanism; ATP binding. The transcript is spliced from 8 exons. NCBI's taxonomy places the organism in Eukaryota, Fungi, Ascomycota, Leotiomycetes, Helotiales, Mollisiaceae. The coding region runs from base 100 to 1761 and encodes 553 amino acids. The record is from RefSeq and is a predicted model, not a curated record.